Messenger RNA from Paramacrobiotus metropolitanus, 945 nucleotides. Its product is annotated as alpha-2Db adrenergic receptor-like. Gene Ontology annotation, cellular component: plasma membrane. Lineage: Eukaryota; Metazoa; Tardigrada; Eutardigrada; Parachela; Macrobiotidae. The transcript has a single exon. Gene Ontology annotation, biological process: G protein-coupled receptor signaling pathway. Gene Ontology annotation, molecular function: G protein-coupled receptor activity. The coding region runs from base 1 to 945 and encodes 314 amino acids. The record is from RefSeq and is a predicted model, not a curated record.
AUGAAUUCUUCAUACAACACCACAAUUAUCUUCAACACCACCCAGCCCGCAUCCUCACCACCGGGCUGGACUCCCGUCCUGAUCAUGAUGGCCCUCAUUGCUGGUAUCUCCUUCUCACUAAACUCCGUAAUGCUCCUGCUGCAGUUCCUCCCGCAAACCCGUAUCACAUCCUUCACCGUGUACCUGAUUGCCAUAUGCAUCGGGAAUCUCGGUUAUUUAGGCAUCGUCCGACCAAUCGGGAUUAUGACCUCGGCAACGGGAGUGUUCCCCGGUGGUUACGCAUUAUGUAUGUUCUACAUGUACGUGCAGUUUAUCAUCUGUCAAGUCCCGGUACUGGUGCACGCUCUCAUCUCCAUCAACCGCUUUUGGGCGAUCCGCUACCCGGUAUCUUACCGGCAUCGUCAUCAUAAAAAGAUGUCCAUUCUGCUCUGCGCCAGCGUGUUCCUGUACGUGCACUUGGUGCAGUUUCCCAUGUUCAUGGUGGAAUACUACAUUAUCAGUCCAAUCAAGAAAGGUUGUCAGUUGACCGGGGCAGCGUGGAUGCCCUGGCGCAACGCCGAUAUUGUUCUGCAUCGCUUCAUACCGCUGAUUCUGGUCAUCGGGAUCUACAUCUACAUUAUUGUCAAGAAAUGGAAAAAGAAGCGCACUAUUGAUCACCACGAAAUGAGUGUGGCUUCCACGCAGAAUGGCACUGCGUUUACGAAGGCUGAUAUUGUUGAAGACGAUGAUGAAAGAGCCGGCGCGAAGAAGCUUAAAGGGAAGAAUUCCCGUGGGAAUAAGCGGGCAGUUAAGCCUUUUGUCGUGUUAACGAUGACCUCGGUUUCCGUGCUGCUGUGCUGGAUUCCGGCGGAUGUAUACUGGGCGAUGCUGUACCUGGGAUUCCGCUUGCCCGCCUGGGCAUACACAAUUGUCAGUACUUUAUACAGUCUGCAAAUGAUUUUUUGA